This is a messenger RNA of Zea mays, 1685 nucleotides long. Its product is annotated as sugar transport protein MST1. Gene Ontology annotation, biological process: monosaccharide transmembrane transport. Lineage: Eukaryota; Viridiplantae; Streptophyta; Magnoliopsida; Poales; Poaceae. The record is from RefSeq and is a predicted model, not a curated record. Gene Ontology annotation, cellular component: membrane. The coding region runs from base 112 to 1680 and encodes 522 amino acids. The transcript has 3 exons. Gene Ontology annotation, molecular function: monosaccharide transmembrane transporter activity.
UGUCAUCUUCCCUAUCACCCAUUCACCCAACGCUCAGUUGCUGUCUAGCAAGUGCAAGCUCUGAAGCACUUGCUCUGCUUCGCCUUCGCAAGGCUCGCUGGACGAGAGAAGAUGACCGGAGGGGAGGCGCUCGCCGUCGGCUCGGGAGGCGGCGGCGGUUCGAUAACGUUCGCGGUUGCGAUGAGCUGCCUCACCGCGGCCUCAGGCGGCCUUCUACUUGGAUACGACAUCAGUGUUACAGGAGGAUUGAUGCAGAUGGAAUCGUUCCUCCAGGCAUUCUUCCCAAACAUCCUCAAGAAGACAAACAACGCGCAGCAGGACACGUACUGCAUCUUUAAAAACCAGGUGCUCACCUUGUUCGUUUCCUCGUUAUAUCUCGCAGCCAUCCUCUCCAAUCUGGUAUCCGGCCACUCGACGAGGACGAUGGGCCGGAGGAACUCCAUGAUGAUAGGCGGCAUGUUUUUCUUGGCCGGCGCCAUCCUCAACACCUCCGCCGUCCACAUCAGCAUGCUCAUCAUCGGCCGCAUCCUGCUUGGCUUCGCCGUCGGCUUCACCAGCCUGUCUGCACCCGUGUACCUGGCGGAGAUCGCACCGGCACGGUGGCGAGGCGCGUUCACGACCUGCUACCACUUCUUCUUCAACCUGGGCAUGUUCAUGGCGGACAUGGUGAACUACGGCACCAACUCCAUCCCGAGGUGGGGCUGGCGCCUCUCGCUCGGCGUCGGCCUCGUCCCGGCCGCCGUCGUCAUCGUCGGCGCUGCGGUCAUCCCCGACACGCCCAGCAGCCUGGUGCUGCGUGGGAGGCUCGACGAGGCCCGCGCUUCGCUGCGGCGCAUCCGCGGGGCUGGGGCGGCGUCGGCCGACACCGAUGCGGAGCUUAAGGACAUCGUCCGCGCAGUGGAGCAAGACCGCAGACACGAGUCCGGCGCGUUUUGGCGCCUGUGCCGGCGCGAGUACCGCCCCCACCUCCUCAUCGCCGUGGCCACUCCGGUGUUCUUCGACCUGACGGGCGUGAUCGUAGUUUCCGUAUUCACGCCGCUCCUCUUCUACACCGUCGGGUUCACCAACCAGAAGGCCAUCCUGGGCUCCAUCAUCACCGACGUGGUCAGCCUGGCGUCCAUCGCGGUGGCCGGUCUGGCCGUCGACCGCUACGGCCGCCGCUCCCUCCUCAUGCUGGGAAGCGCCGUUCUGAUCCUCUCCCAGGUGGCCAUGGCGUGGAUCUUUGGCGCGCAGCUGGGCACCGAUGGCGGCAAGUCCAUGCCGCGUGGGUACGCGGUCGCGGUGGUGGCGCUGGUGUGCGUGUACACUGCCGGGUUCGGCGUGUCGUGGGGCCCGAUCAAGUGGGUGGUCACGACCGAGAUCUUCCCGCUGGAGGUGAGGCCGGCGGCGCUGGGCCUAGGUGGCGCCAUAUCGGGGGUGCUCAUCUUCGUGCAGUCACAGUCGUUCCUGGAGAUGCUGUGCAGCUUCAAGUACGGCACCUUCUUGUUCUACGCCGGGUGGGUGGUUGUUAUGGCGGCGGCCGUGGCCGCGUUCCUGCCGGAGACCCGGGGCGUGCCUAUCGAGUCCAUGGGCGUGGUGUGGGAGAAGCACUGGUACUGGAAGCGCUUCGUCAAGCUCAGGCCGUCUUCCGCGCCCACCACAGCGAUGGCACCAGCAAAACAGGCGGAUGGGCCCGUAUGAGUUGG